AUGGGACAGUAUCACUCCACAGGUAGCCAGAAGGGCACAGAGUCCAAUGAAGGGGGUUUAAAAGAAAAGGUAGACUACUAUGAACUUCUUGAUGUGCAACAGAGCGCUUCUGGGGAGGAGAACUAUGGAAACUCAGAGUCUGCCACCAAAUUGUUUGCCGAAAUUCAGUCAGCCUAUGAAGUUCUCUCAGACCCCCACGAGAGGACAUGGUAUGAUUCUCAUCGAGACGUUUUUCUUGGGAGCGAUGGAAAUUCUGGGCAGGACUGUUACUCGUACAAUACACGUAUGACAACUUCUAGUGAUAUCCUCAAGCUGUUCGCAAAAUUUAGUCCUCGGAUGGAUUUUUCAGACAAUAAAACGGGGUUCUUCGGUGGUCUCCGUGAGACUUUUGCGCGGCUUGCUCUCGAGGAAGAAACAGCCUCAAAUUGGGACAGCACUGAUACCAUUUAUUAUCCCGGCUUUGGAUCCCGUGAUGAUGACUUUGAAGGGGUCGUCCGACCAUUUUAUGCUGCGUGGAGUGGGUUCUCCACGAAGAAGUCAUACGCAUGGAAAGAUGUCUACCGCUACUCUGAAGCCCCGGACCGUCGUGUCCGUAGACUGAUGGAAAAGGAAAACAAGCGCCUAAGAGAGGAAGGCAUUCGCGAGUUUAAUGACGCCGUCAGAUCGCUUGUGGCUUUUGUUAAAAAGCGCGAUCCACGAUACAAGGCCAAUGCCCAAACUGAAUCACAGCGCCAGGAACAUCUUCGCCAGUCUACUGCUGCACAAGCUGCCAGGUCACGAGCAGUCAACCAGUCCAAGCUACGAGGCCAUGUGACGCCGGACUGGGCAAAAUCAGAGGAGCCCGAAUAUGAUCAAAAUGAUAGCUCCGAUAAUGAAACGGAACAUUUUGAAUGUGUGGUUUGCCACAAAAAUUUCAAGAGUCAAAAGCAAUUUGAGGCCCACGAACGAAGCAAGAAACACCUAAAAGCGGUUAAGCAGCUUCGGUGGGAGAUGCUAGUUCAGGACCAGCAAUGGAAUUUGGAUGCAGAUGCAUCCGAUUGGGGUGAGAACAUCAUAUCACAUGUGGAACAGCAACAAAACACCGUUUUCGAAUUCGACGAUGCUGAUGCUGACUAUGCCUCGAGGGAAGCCGUUGAAGACCGACUUCUUUCAGAAGAACAUGCAAUCCGGGAAGACAAUCAUGACGAAAUAGACACAUUGUCUCACAAUUUCUGUUCGUCGUACAUAAACAAGCCAGCCCCAAUGGCUCUCAGCAAAAUGGGCAAAGCCAAGCAAAAACGCGCCAGGAAGGCGGCCCAGAAAGCAGCGGGAGAACUUACAGGAUUGAAUUGUACAAUUUGCAAUGCUUCUUUCCCUUCUAGGACCCAACUGUUCUCCCAUAUUCGAGAACUUGGGCACGCAGAACCUAUCCAACGUCAAUAUGGUUAA
Messenger RNA from Aspergillus wentii DTO 134E9, 1428 nucleotides. RefSeq names its product putative C2H2 finger domain protein. Lineage: Eukaryota; Fungi; Ascomycota; Eurotiomycetes; Eurotiales; Aspergillaceae. Gene Ontology annotation, cellular component: cytoplasm. The transcript has 3 exons. Gene Ontology annotation, molecular function: zinc ion binding; nucleic acid binding. Bases 1 to 1428 code for a protein of 475 amino acids. The record is from RefSeq and is a predicted model, not a curated record.